Molecule: messenger RNA, 1606 nt
Organism: Scatophagus argus
Lineage: Eukaryota; Metazoa; Chordata; Actinopteri; Scatophagidae
Product: macrophage mannose receptor 1-like
Exons: 5
Coding region: 3-989 (328 amino acids)
Source: RefSeq, a predicted model, not a curated record
CCAUGGAGAGGGGAAUGUUUGGCAUCUUGCUAAUCUCAGGCCUAUGCAUUUUUGCAUCCUCUCUUCUUAACCGUCAGUUCCACUUCAUCAACGAGUCCAAAACUUGGCCUGAGGCCCAGCAUUACUGCAGAGAGAAACACACUGAUUUGGCCACCGUCAACGACUUGCGGGACCUCAGGGAACUGAUUACUCUGACUGAGUCCAGCCAUCCCUAUGUAUUCUUAGGUUUGUACAGAGGCUGGGGUUGGUCACUGUCAGACGAUGAUGGCUACGAAGAGGAAGAACCGACCUACUGGAACUGGGCGACUGGGCAACCCAGAACACAUUACUGUGGGAGCAUGGGACCGACUGGAGAAUGGUUUGCUACAAACUGCAGUGUUAGGUUGGAGUUCCUCUGCUACAGCGGGUCCGUCACUGAUAUUUCUCAAAGGUUUACUUUGGGGAAGGGCUCCAUGAGCUGGCUCGAUGCCCAGGCUUAUUGCAGGAAACUGCAUACAGACCUGGCCAGAGUGCAGAACCAGCUUGAAAGUGUGGAGCUGCAGAAUGUCGUGAAGAACAAGUCGGUCUGGAUCGGGCUGACUCAGAUGUCCUGGAUGUGGUCCGAUGGAAGCCAACCCUCAUUCGUGCCCUGGAAACCGUUUAAGCCCCUGCUUUAUGGACCUGGCGAUUGUGGCAUGCUGGAUGUCAACAGCAAGCCUCUUGGAAUGACAGACAGGAAGUGCGAUGAAAAGGCGCCCUUUCUUUGCUACGGUGGUCCACGGAGGAAACACUUGGUUAGACUGAAGCUGAAUGCUGAUCAUGUGGAUGUGAAAAAUCCGGCGGUGUUGGACUCAGUCUUGAAAUGGGUGAAGAAGAAGCUGAGCGACGAAGGCGCAUCUGAGGAUGUAAACCUGAGCUGGUGGAAUCUCCCAGAGAAAACCACGACACAAGAGCAAACAAAAACAGUUCAAACACACACAAGCAGUGUGUGUUCAGUCAUUCAUGUAUAGCAUUACAUUUUGGGCAGAACCCUUUCAGUUUGUCUCAUUAGCUGCGUUCUUCUUAUUUUAAUGCCAAUAGAUUAGCAGUUCUGUUUGCUUCAGUAAACCUCUGCAUAGUCAAAUUUCUACUCAGUUACAUGAAGAGUUUAUUAUAUUCAUUUUCUCCAUCUAAAAGUGUAUAUUUAUAUCUUUAAUUGACUUGAUUCUUCUUCUAGUUCUGAUCACAUUUAUUUGUCUAAAUAAUUUCCUGAUGUUUGCUUGUUAUAAAUAUCGAUUGACUGAAGUGUUUUGUUUGUCCAAGCAGCCAGAAAAGUUGGAAUCAAAUUUGAAACUUAGCAUCUUGUUUGCAUCCACAUGAGGGACAGUAAAUUUCCAUGUGGUUUGCAUCAUUCUUGGGUUUUUUCAAAAUCAUGGUUCAAAGUUAAAGUUAAAAUUCAAGAUCAAGUAAUUUGGAACUGAUUGAUGCUGACAUCUGGUUGGACCUUUAGGACCCUUUUUAGGGCCCGAUUUAACUGUCAGAACUCCCAGCUUUAUUUUGUUGUAUUUGGAACAGCAGACCUUUACUGCUUAAUUAACUUUACACGUCAUUAAAGGUGGUACUUAAAUACACACGACACAAUAUUCAG